UUAAAAUAAACAACAACUACAAUAACAGAACUGUCUAAAAAUGGCGACAGCCACGUUAUUUCAUCAUCAGCACCAUCUUUCAACUUCACAUUACAUCUCCAAACUCUCUCAAAAAAACUCCAUUCUUGAUCAAUGCUUAGUACUAAGUAAUCUUGUUCCUACAUUUUUCCAUGACUUUACACUUAUCAACUCAAAAUCAUGUACACUUAUCACUUAUGAGAUUUCACUGCGUAUGUUUUUGUUGUUGUUGCUCAAAAUAAUGAACAUUUGAGCCGAGAGUCUACCGUACCCAGACCUCACUUGUAAGUUUUCACUGGGUAUAUAUAUAUGUUCUUGUUCUUGUUGUUGAACAACACUUAGCUAAAAGAUAGUUCUAUCCUUCCCAAACCCCAAACCUCACUUUUGAGACUUCACUGUCUAUGUUGUUGUUGUGGUGGUGGUGGUGGUUUCUCAAAAUCAUGAACACAGGAUCUUUCGAAAACAACCUCUCUACCUCCACGAGGUAGUGAUAAGGUCUGCAUACGUAUACUCUAUCCUUUUCAGACAUCACUUAUGAGAUUUCACUCUAUAUGUUGUUGUUAUUGCUCAAAACCAUGAACACUUGAGUCAAGAAUCUUUCGGAAACAACCUCUCUACCUCUACGAGUUAGUGGUAUCCUCUGCAGACCUCACUUGUGAGAUUUCACUGGUUGUUGUUGUUGCUGGUCAAAAUAAUGAACACCCUUUUGAUCAAGAUUUCCAUUUUCACUCUCCUUUGUUUCGUCAUCAACCUUGAAUCUACAUGGGGAUUUGGCUCCAUGGGAUCAAUAUCAGCUGCAUUUGGUAAAAACAGUUUCUUCUGUGCUAUUGAUGCUAGUGGUAAACAAGAUGUUAUAUGUUGGGGCAGUAAAAAUAACAGUAAUCUCGAUGUAUUAAACUAUCCUACUGAUGUUCCUUCAAUGUUCGCUCUCUCCGGUGGCGAUGGUUUUCUUUGUGGCAUUUUGUCAAACACAUCGCAGGCGUUUUGUUUUGAUUCAAUGGGAUCAAGUUCUGAUCUUGUUCCACUUGUCUACAAAACUAAUGGUUAUUCACGUAUAGCUGCUGGGAGAAAUCAUGUUUGUGCUAUUAGGGGGAUGUAUUAUUCGGAGAGUGAUUGGGGUAGUGUUGAUUGUUGGGAUAUUAUACGUAAAUCGAAUGGUAGUAUGAGGUCAAGUGAGAGUUCUUUGUAUUAUAAUCAAUACACGAAUUCAGCAGUUUUCAAGAGUGUAGUUUCUGGAGAUGGGUUUAGUUGUGGGGGUGUUAAGGACGGAGGGGUUCUUUGUUGGGGUCCAAAGUCUAGUAAUCUUGGAAUUUCGAGGUUUUCGGAGAAUGUUUAUGGUUUAACAGCAGGGAUUGACUCUGUCUGUGGGGUUUUGGAAGGGUCUAAUGAGGUGAAAUGUUGGGGUGCUAAUAAAGAUUCAUUUGGAAUUGUUCCGGCAGGGAUGCUAUUCGUGUCGUUGGCAGCUGGUGUAGAGCAUUUUUGUGGGAUUAGACAAGAUAAUCAUGGGAUUAUGUGUUGGGGAAAGUAUAAUUCAUCUUUGAUUCCGAAAGGAUCAGGCUUUUUAGCUAUUGCUUCUUCAGAAUUUAUCACUUGUGGUAUCAGGGAAGGCGAUUUGGUUCUUGAUUGUUGGUAUACGAAUGUGUCAUCGAAAGUAGAUUAUGAUCCACCGUUGCAGCUGUGUAGUCCGGGAUUGUGUACUCCUAGUUCUUGUAGCGAAGGGAAGUUUUCGUUCAACGCGAGCCUUUUGAAUGAGCCUGAUUUGAUAAAUUUGUGUGUUAGGAAAGAUCUGCAGAUUUGUUCACCUUGUGGGGUGAAUUGUUCUGAGGGAUUCUUCGCUUCUAGUUCUUGUACUGAAAAUGCGGACAGGGUUUGUACGCCUUGUUCUCUCUGCCAGAAUAGUUCUUGUUCUGAUGUUUGUAAGCUUCAGAUAUCGGAAGAGAUGAAGCAACAGCAUCAGCAUCAACUACGUCAGCUACUCAUCAUAGUCGGAUCUUCUGCUUUGAGUUUCUUGUUCUGCUUAGCUGGAUUAUGUUUGUUAAUCCGCGUGAUUACCAGCAGAAGUAAAGAAGGUGGCAAGAACCAAUUCGGCUCUUGUAUUCGUAAGCCUGAGAAGGAAACUGAUGCAAAUACUGACCCUCAUCCUCCUGUGUCCGUGGCGCCGUGUCCAGGGGAAGCUCAGAUUUUCCGGCUUUCAGAGCUGAAGGAUGCUACUAACGGGUUCAAGGAGUUUAACGAGCUUGGCAGGGGAAGUUACGGAUUUGUUUAUAAAGCUGUUCUGCCGGAUGGGAGGCAAGUAGCAGUGAAGAGGGCCAAUGCUGCUACGAUUAUACAUAUCAACAGCCGGGAGUUUGAAAUGGAGCUAGAGAUCCUUUGCAGCGUUCGACACAGCAAUAUAGUUAAUUUGUUAGGUUAUUGUGCAGAAAUGGGGGAAAGGAUUCUUGUUUACGAACUCAUGCCUCAUGGAACCCUUAAUGACCACCUCCAUGGGGGUCUUUCUCCGGUUAGCUGGAACCUUAGGCUGAAGAUUGCAAUGCAGGCUGCAAAGGGGCUCGAGUACCUUCACAAGGAAGUUUCUCCUCCUAUUGUGCACCGUGAUAUGAAGAGUUCAAACAUUCUCUUGGAUGCUGACUGGGGAGCUCGGAUUGCAGAUUUUGGACUGCUUACACCUAACGAGAAGGAUCUUAAUGGAGACGUGCAAACGGAUGUCUAUAACUUUGGGAUCGUGCUGCUAGAGAUUCUUAGUGGAAGAAAAGCUUAUGACAGGGAUUGUACACCUCCGAGUAUCGUUGACUGGGCACUGCCUCUGAUCAGACAAGGGAAAGCAGCAGUUAUCAUCGAUCGUUACGUUGCUCUUCCAAGAAAUGUCGAACCUUUGCUUAAACUUGCCGAAAUUGCAGAGCAGGCAUUACGCGAAAAUCCUGCUGAGCGCCCUGAUAUGUCACAGCUGGCACUUCUGUUAGAGCAACUAGUGAAGGAUGUAAUGAUAUCAUAGCCUUCUUUUCGGAGUUUUGUUGUAAUUCUUUUGGUGGAUUUGAAAUUUUUCAGAAAACAAAUUCAGAUGAUAGCAUAUUGGUGAGUAACGCUCUUCUGCAAUUGUACAUUUCGAUGAGCUUCUUGUAAAUUUUGUGCUUAAUAUUUUUUGUUCUUCACAUUCUUGGACAAAUGUCAACAAUAAAUUUUCUUUUCUUAUGGCAAUGAAAUAUGUUGUGCUGCAUCAAA
Messenger RNA from Capsicum annuum, 3237 nucleotides. Its product is annotated as serine/threonine-protein kinase-like protein CCR1. Gene Ontology annotation, molecular function: protein binding; protein kinase activity; ATP binding. The record is from RefSeq and is a predicted model, not a curated record. Gene Ontology annotation, biological process: protein phosphorylation. NCBI's taxonomy places the organism in Eukaryota, Viridiplantae, Streptophyta, Magnoliopsida, Solanales, Solanaceae. Bases 713 to 3010 code for a protein of 765 amino acids. The transcript has a single exon.